AUGCGAUCCCUUCCCAAGCAAAUCAAUCCUCUCAUCCUCCCCGACGCAUCCCCUUCUUUCCAGGAUUUGCUCGCGUUGCGCCGGCUAGGAAAGACACAUCUGACCGUCAAGCCCGGUCAGAUCGGAACAUCAAAUGCCACCAAACCAGAGAACCUUGGACCUUUUGAAUAUGCGCACCUACGCGCUCCACUACCCAAGGAUUUGUCUGGCUCUGAAAUAUUCCCGUCGCAAACCACGAAACAAGACACAUAUUUCUUGAUGCGACGGAGUAAGGAUGGUUAUAUCAGCGCCACCGGCAUGUUCAAGAUUGCGUUUCCCUGGGCCAAAGCAGAGGAAGAAAAAGCCGAGAGGGAAUAUGUCAAGUCGAAAACAGAGACAAGCAUCGAUGAGACUGCCGGUAAUCUUUGGAUCUCGCCCUUACUAGCGUUGGAACUUGCCAAAGAGUAUCAAAUGUUGGACUGGGUCCGCGCCUUGUUGGACUCCACGGAUAUCAUUCAGACCCCUGCCAGCUCGAAGAAACCCAUUACACCACCACCCAAAUUCGAGAUGCCGCCCUUGGAGACCUUGACGGAACUCAACCCUACCUCGCGUACUCGAAGCCGGCGAUCUGCUUCCCCUGCCAAGUCAUCUCCCAGGAAGACCGUAUCUCCACGCAAGUCCAGGGCUCCUCGCGCUACCAAAGAGAGUUCAGUGGCUGCUACAACAGCUGCCAGCGCUUCCCUACAAGCUGCACUAGAUGGUGCUGCCGAGGCAACGGAUGAGCCCAAUGGCACGGUUGAAGACACCGAUGCUGUUGUUACUGAAACCACCGAAAUUAAGCCCAAGAAGUCUCGGUCGAAGAAACAAGCGGCUGUCGAUGAGAAGGUUACAGUCAAUGUUGAAUCUACAACUGAGAUCAAGGGUGACAUCGAAACCACCCAGACAAAUGUCACUGUUGAAAUGCCAGUCACCCUGCCUGAUCUUCCUCCUGCCGAAGACACCCAGGCAAUGAUUGCACAGGCACAAAAGAUGGUUGAAGAGGCAAACAAAUUACAAGACCAAGACGCCACAGCCGAGUCAUCCUCGCCCAAGGCCGCCAAGAAGCGCAAGUCAGAUGAGGUUGAGGAGGACGAAGACGAGACUGCUGAUAAGCGCGCUCAACCCACUAAGAAGGCCAGAGUUUUAGAAGACAAACUCCGAAAGGAGCGGGUUCGCAACAGAGCUCUUGUCGGGGUGACUGCUGCCUUAACACUUGCGUAA
This is a messenger RNA of Talaromyces amestolkiae, 1239 nucleotides long. RefSeq lists its product as uncharacterized. The record is from RefSeq and is a predicted model, not a curated record. The transcript has 4 exons. Gene Ontology annotation, molecular function: DNA binding. Gene Ontology annotation, cellular component: nuclear membrane complex Bqt3-Bqt4. Bases 1 to 1239 code for a protein of 412 amino acids. Gene Ontology annotation, biological process: mitotic telomere tethering at nuclear periphery; meiotic attachment of telomere to nuclear envelope. Lineage: Eukaryota; Fungi; Ascomycota; Eurotiomycetes; Eurotiales; Trichocomaceae.